Messenger RNA from Benincasa hispida (wax gourd), 2829 nucleotides. Its product is annotated as ENHANCED DISEASE RESISTANCE protein (DUF1336). Gene Ontology annotation, molecular function: lipid binding. NCBI's taxonomy places the organism in Eukaryota, Viridiplantae, Streptophyta, Magnoliopsida, Cucurbitales, Cucurbitaceae. The record is from RefSeq and is a predicted model, not a curated record.
AAAGGGGAAAAAAAAGCGAACAGUUAAAAAAAAAAAAAAAAAAAGCGAACGGUUGUUCGUUCGUUCGUUGGUCAGAGGUCCGACGCGGAAUCAUUUUCAACCUUUGUCGUCAUCUCGUAGUUUGACGAACCAACCCCAUCUCCCUCCAAAUUCCACAUUCUCCCUCUCACUGCGUUCAAUCCUCAACUCCCAUUAUCCUAACCGAUUUUCAAGCCUUCCGAUCACGCUUUCACCUCACUUUCAUCUCUGCUUCACGCAGAUUUCCGAUCAAAAUCACCGCCAGAGGGGGAUUGGGGAUGGAGCCGUCGUCGUUAAAAAAGGCGGGAAGCGAGAGUGAAGGGUCGGGGAAUAGUUUUAGCGGAGGAGGACGAGAGGAGAGGGGUUCGUUUGAGUAUUUCGGUUGGGUGUAUCAUAUUGGAGUUAAUUCCAUUGGGCAUGAGUAUUGCCAUCUUCGAUUCCUCUUUAUUCGUCGAAAGUACGUUGAGUUGUACAAGCGUGAUCCUCACGAGAAUCCUGGCAUUAAACCUAUCAGGAGAGGUGUUGUGGGGCCGUCACUUAUGGUUGAAGAGCUUGGACGUCGAAAAGUUAACCAUGGGGACGUUUAUGUCUUACGAAUUUAUAAUCGGUUGGAUGAUUCUAAGAAAGGAGAAAUUGCUUGUGCUACGGCUGGAGAGGUCAGAAAAUGGAUCGAGGCAUUUGAUCACGCCAAGCAACAGGCUGAGUAUGAGCUGUCCAGAGGAGCUAGCCCCCGAGACAAACUGAACAUGGAGGAAGAGAUAAAUCUGGAUGGACACAGACCAAGAGUUAGACGGUAUGCACAUGGAUUGAAAAAACUAAUAAAAAUUGGACAAGGUCCAGAGACACUUUUGCGUCAAUCUUCAAAUUUGAAUACUCGUGUUGGUUCAGAUGGCUUCUUUGAAGGGGAUUUCGGUGAUGCAAUUGAAAGAUAUAGGUGGAAAUGUGUUCGCACAUUUAACGGUGUUAGAAUUUUUGAAGAUGUUGCCGAAAGUAAGAGUGGUAAAGGGGUUCUCGUGAAGUCUGUUGGUGUAGUUGACGCUCAUGCAGAUACUGUUUUUGAUAUAAUCUUGAACUUUGACUCGAGUCAGAGAUAUGAGUGGGAUACACUGAUGAGCGACUUAGAACUGGUUGAAUCUUACGAUGGACAUUAUGAUAUUCUUUAUGGGACCAAUAAUCCCACCUAUCUUAGCCAAUCCCAAUGCAAAAGAGAUUUUGUCUUCUCUCGACAAUGGUUUCGAGGACAAGAUGGAACAUACACAAUAUUGCAGGUUCCUUGCAUUCAUAAAAAGAAGCCACCUAAAUCUGGACUCCGACGUACACGGAUCAAUCCUUCGACGUGGGAGAUAAGGUGCUUAAAUACAGCUAUGGGUUCAAAUAUGCCAAAAUGUCUUGUUACUCAAAUACUAGAGAUACAACCGGCAGGUUGGUUUAAAUGGCAGAGAAACCACCCUUCGAAGUUUGAAAAGAGUGUUCCUUAUGCAUUGUUGUGCCAAGUCGCAGGUCUAAAGGAAUAUGUUUUAGCAAAUCCCGCUCUAAAUUUUGAAACCCUGCCCACUGUUGUCCGUUCAAAAAUCUCAGAUGUCUCCACUACGAACAGUGACUAUGAUGAUGAAGUGCAUGAUGAAUUUUAUGAUGCAAUUGCUGCUGAUUCAUCAUCUUCGGAAGAAGAUAGUGAUAAUGAUAAAGAACUUGGCAAUAAGGAAUUAAAAGUGAAGCUGAAAAAUGUGUCAUGGGCUAUAGCAGGCUUUUCUUUGAAGCGGUCAUCAGCUGUUGAUGCUAAUAAGGAAUUAGAUCCUAGUGUUGCUCCUAUCAUCUUGGAGACAAGCGAGUUUCAUGGUUCUUUGCAGAAAGGAAGGGAUGACAAGGAUACAAACUGUUGGACUUCUCCUAGUGGAGCGGGAUUCAUGAUAAGGGGGAAAAAUUACCUCAAGGACAACUCUAAGGUAAUGGGAGGAGAUCCUCUUCUCAAGCUCAUAGCAGUAGAUUGGUUCAAAGUCGAUAAAAGCUUUGAUGGCAUUGCAUUGCAUCCCCGGAAUUUAGUUCAGUCACAAGCUGGAAAGAAAGUUCCGUUCAUGCUUGUCAUUAAUCUCCAGGUUCCAGCCAAGCCAAACUAUAGUAUGGUUAUGUACUAUGCUGCAGAUAGGCCUGUAAACAAAAAUUCUUUGUUGGGUAAAUUUGUGGAUGGGAAUGAUAUAUAUCGAGAUUCUAGAUUUAAAUUAAUUCCCAGCAUUGUCGAGGGAUAUUGGAUGGUUAAGCGUGCAGUUGGAACAAAAGCUUGCCUUUUGGGCAAAGCAGUUACAUGCAAGUACCUCAGACGAGAUAAUUUUCUGGAAAUUGAUGUGGAUAUUGGAUCAUCAACGGUAGCCAGGAGUGUUAUUGGCCUUGUCCUUGGAUAUGUCACAAGCUUAGUCGUUGAUCUCGCCAUCCUAAUAGAGGCAAAGGAAGAGGAAGAGUUGCCCGAGUAUAUUCUUGGAACAGUUCGAUUAAAUCGUGUGAAGCUUGAUUCAGCAAUACAUUUGGAGGAUUAAGGUCUCUAUAUGUUGCAUUUACUGCACUUCACAUUCAUUCAUUGUGAUACAGAGGUUUUGUAUUUGUUAAUAAGCUAUAAAAUCUUCUCGAAAUAUUUUAAUCUGUAAUUGUGUAGUUCUAGUGACUUGAACUCCUUCAUCUCUUGGAGGAACUAUAUACUUACUAUAAGUGGCAAAGUAUCGAAGUUGAAUAUGUAUCCGACAUAGAUACGUCUAGAUAUGCUCAAGACACGUGUCUGAUGCACUAUAAAAUGUGUUUGAAUUAAAUAUUUUUUUCUAUUUA